UGGCUGUGACAAAUUUCUUAACCUUAAUAGUCAUUUAUUAAUAUCUCAGUUCACGAAACAGAGCAGCAUUUUUUCUUGUCGAAUCUUAAUUUUUACAUUAAAACACAUCGAUUGAGUAUAUUUUUAUCAAGAUUUGAAAUAAACAGUGUAUUCUUAACAUUUAUUCUCAAACGUUUAUUUCUCGAUCGGAACUCGAUCUCAUAUACGGAGUGUUAAGGAACAGAAGUGUUCGCGGGGAAACAAGCACCGUAAUGACGGUGAAAGGGACACUCGAUGAUUUGUAAUAAAAAAUAGACGAGAGUAUCGCGGCAACACUAAUUCCGAUUGUUUUUAAAAGUCGCGUCAAUAGUUGUCUCUUCUGCUAGCGCACAGAGUUUCGUGAGGAAGUAGGUGGGAGAAAAGAAAUUGUAAUAUCAAUUUGUGAUCUUAAACAAUGAGAAUUGAAAAAAGAAAACCUAGGAAUUUGCUAAGAAUGCCUCCAAAGCAUACCUCGAAAGACACGGAGAUCUUGUGGUCUGAUAUAGCUGGUCGCAUUUUAGUAAAUGCAAUCUCCUAUCCUAUUGAAUAUGCUAAGGUUUUGAUUCAGAUCGGAUACGAGCCUAUUCCACCCAAACCAACUGUAACAUUGUUUGGAAAGCCUGCAUUGAAACUACCGAAUGCUUUUACAUAUAUUAAACACAUAAAGAGCUUGGAUGGCUUUACAGGCUGCUAUAGAGGCUUAGUACCCAAGGUAUGUUCCUAUACAGUCAGUACAAUAGCGUGUGACAAGACUUUAGAAUAUCUACAGUCGAACUCAGUGGAACAGAAGGAGGAUGAAGACGAUGAAGAUGAGACAGUGAGACGUAAAAGAUGCAUGAAUGAGAUCAUCAGGGAUGUGAUCAGUAGAACAGUCGCGAUCAUAGUUAGUCAUCCUUUGGAAGUCAUUUCAUUAAGGAUGAUGGCGCAAUUUGUGGGUAGAGAGACAAAAUAUAGUAGUCUAUUUGGUUCGUUCCUGGAAAUUUACAAGGAGAAUGGGAUCCUAGGUUAUUACGCAGGAUUGAUACCGCGUAUAAUAGGAAGCGCUGCAGUUAUAGUUUUAACUGGUAUCUCUACAUACGCUAUAAACAAUUACGUUAUACAGGAGCCAGCAAUGAAGCCAUACACUGCAUCAACCAUGAAAUUUGUAGCUACAACCGUUAUGUACCCGUUCUUAGUGGUAUCUCACUGCAUGGCAGUAAAUGACUGCGGAUUGAUAGCUGGUCUUCCACCACACAUGCCGAUCUAUAAGAACUGGCUGCAUUGUUGGACUCAUCUGUCGACUCAUAAUCAGCUGAAGAGAGGCAGCAGUCUGUUAUGGCGUUACUAUACUGGACCGCCGCAAAUGCUGCUGAAUGGCAAGCUGAUACCAAUUAUGAGCAAUAACUUUUAUCAGCCUAGUUCGUAAUGAGUCUUAAAGUAAGCUAGAUCAAUCUGUUUGAAAGCCAAAUAAGUUUGUUAUAAAUCAAAUAAGUGUCGACCAAUCGUUUAUUUGACGAUUUAUUUAUACAGUGUAUAGAUAUAACCGUAUAAAAAGGAAAAGGAAAAAGAGAAAAUUUGGUUUCAACGAAUUUAUAUAGCAAGAUCGUACAAGAAUUUGCGUGCAUUAAACAUUCUUGUAAGGUCAAAAGUCAUUAUCAAUACAAAAUAAUAGAAAAAAGAAGACAAAUCCAGUUAGGAUCAAUCAAGAUGAUUGUAGUUGAAAGGUAAUCGUAUAAUUAAGUAUCAUUGCAAUAUUUUGUAAUGAGAAAGUUAACAUUCAUUAAAUCCUCAAUGUGCAUUUAUAAUGACUAUGAGAUGACUUAAUAGAUGUUUCUUACCACACAAAACACACACACACACACACACACAUACGCGCGCGCGCGCGCACGUUAUGAUUUUUAAUCUAAUUUUUAAGAAAAAUAAUACAUCCGCGCUUACAUAAUCACCUUGAUCGAUCCUACAUCUUCAGAUCACAUAUGCGAUACAGUACUUGUAAAUAAAAAUAAAUAAAUUACAACAAACACAUCGAAUAGUUGUGUAAUAAAAAAAAGUGAUGCUGAAAGAAGUGAGAUAUAUAUUUUUGCUAUAUUGACAAUUAGACUUUGUUUCGACAAUUAAU
Molecule: messenger RNA, 2116 nt
Organism: Acromyrmex echinatior (Panamanian leafcutter ant)
Lineage: Eukaryota; Metazoa; Arthropoda; Insecta; Hymenoptera; Formicidae
Product: mitochondrial carrier homolog 2
Source: RefSeq, a predicted model, not a curated record